Messenger RNA from Xiphias gladius (swordfish), 4514 nucleotides. It is a transcript of the gene foxi3b, whose product is annotated as forkhead box I3b. Lineage: Eukaryota; Metazoa; Chordata; Actinopteri; Istiophoriformes; Xiphiidae. Gene Ontology annotation, biological process: anatomical structure morphogenesis; regulation of transcription by RNA polymerase II; cell differentiation. Gene Ontology annotation, molecular function: RNA polymerase II cis-regulatory region sequence-specific DNA binding; DNA-binding transcription factor activity, RNA polymerase II-specific. The record is from RefSeq and is a predicted model, not a curated record. The transcript is spliced from 2 exons. The coding region runs from base 2656 to 3834 and encodes 392 amino acids.
AUUCUCUCUAAAUCUUUGUUUAGCUCCAACACGUCGUCCUUGCUGUCCUGCGGACGCUCAGGGGGAGAAGAUGAAUCGGCCAUCUAAAUUACAAACCGACACAUUGUUUUUAUCAGCUGUCAGUUCAUCGAUCAGAGGCUACUCCGUCAAAAAAAAAAAAGAAAAACAAGAAACUGCCGCUAGCCAACUCAACCAAUCCGGUCACGGCAGCAAAGGCAACCGUUAGGUUUUUGGUUAGCUCAGGACUCUGUGGUCGUUAGCUAUGUAAUGUCAUCCUCGGGAAGGUUAGGAUGGUAAACUCUUCUGAAAUGAGGAUUUUAGCCGAUUGAGCAUUCGCCAACCGUAUCUACAUGUACCAGCUGGAGUUUUAAUCAGCAGUUCAUGGGGUUAAGAGCCAUUACUCUAUUUAAAGGUUUGCCAGACUUACGGUGCGAGGGGUUUUCUUCAGAAAGUUAGCCAAAUUUUUGAAAUAGGGAGUUCUCGCGAUAACUAAGGAGGAAAACGCCACGCGUAGCGCAUUCUCAAUUUAAACAGGGACGAUUGAACUUCCCAUGAUUGUCAGGAUGAUUUUCACACAACGUACUUAUUAUAUAAACCCAUUGUAUAAUAACCUGCUAGUAUUUAGAGCUAGGAAACUAUGUAUUGGUUAGAAUUUGGAAUUGUAUUAGCUGGUUCUCUCUCCUCACAAGAAGACCUGGUGAAGCUGGUCAGGCUGUUUACCCCUUUUUAAAGUCCAAAAUUGAGUCUCACCAACUGUACUCCGUGAUAACACAGGAAAGGGCAACUACUGGACACUUGACCCAAACUGUGAAAAGGUGUUUGACAACGGAAACUUCCGCCGCAAAAGAAAGAGGAAGUCGGGUUCUCUCCUCUGGAGGUGACGGCGGUUCAGGGGCUCCAGAGUCAGGUGACAGCGAGAGGUUGCGGCCCCAAUCCUCUCCCCAGUCGGUCCAGUGGGCCCAGUGGGUCCAGUGGGCAUUUCUACCCUGCCCUAGGCUCGACUGGGAUCAUCUACCAUCGCGAGGGCACAGAGGUUUAAUAAGACAUUAAGGGAAGGGGGGGGGCUCUUAACAGCGAAAGGGACCUGUCUGGUUACUUUUGUUUUUAGAGAGGUUGUGUUGUGAAAGACAAUACACACACGCACACACAAACGCACAGAGUGUGUUUGGGCCGACCGAGACAGCUGAGAUCACUAUAGCGUGUGACAGCAGGGUAAAAAGGCCAGACAGGAGACCGACACUGAGACAGAUUUACCAGCACGUCGCCGACAACUUCCCCUCCUACAACAAGAGUAAAGCGGGCUGGCACUAUUCCAUCAGAUUAUAACGCCAAUUGAAUGUGCUGUUGUUUCUUUGGUAUGUUGCAUAUCGUAAAGCUGUUUACUCGUUUUAUAGCCUGCUAGAAUUUAGAGAUAGGAGACACUGCAUUGGUAAGAAUUUUGAUUAUUAUCAAAAAUUAUCAUUUAAGCCAUCAGUUUUCAAUUGGAGAACCUGGGAAAUACUGGAAAAAUAUUAGCUUACGUAAAUAUAUAUAAGUUAAACAGUCCCCUACAUUUACAGAGACUACAUUUGAAUUGGCUAAAUAAUAUCAAAAUACAAUUUAUUCCCAAUUAAACUGCAUAGGCUGUGCCACUGCAGUGCUGUUUUUAGCCUAUUAUUCCAGUUGGAUUCUCCUGCUUUUAUAAUAUUUCUCCGGCUAAACCUGGUUUAAAGAUGCCAUAACAAUAGUACUGUUGCUUUGUUUAUCAUAAUUAUUAAUAAUAAUUAUGACCUCUAAAUGCUUGUUUUGACCAACCAGUAGUCCAACACCCCAAAAACAUUAAGUUUACUAUCAUAAGGCAAAGACAAGUAAUAAAUCCUAACAUUUUAGAAGCUGGAACCAGUAAACGUUUGGCAUUUUUGCUUGAAAAAUGACGGUAAAGAAUAAUCCAAUAUCAAAAUAGUUUCAGAUUUUUUUUUAUCGACUGACUAAUCGACAAAUUGAAUGAUCAUUGUAGUGCUCAUUAAUUGUUACAUACUAUAUAUAUCCAAAAUAAAUAAAUAAUUACUGUAGGAGAGGUUGUUCAUCUUCAUAGUGACUAAGCUGUCAAUUACUGCAGGGCUAACAUGCAGGAGGGAAAAAUAACUCAAAUUUCUAAUCUGAAUAGACCCCACAAAUAUAUACUUCAUUUAAGUCUCUUUAAAUUGGAUUCAUAAUCAUCAAAAACAUUGUGACUGAACUCAGCUAAUGUUGGAGUAACAGCGUGAGUGGAAAAUUAUAUGAUUGAGGGUGAACAAAAUCCGUGAAGGAACUGAACUAGCUGACAGCAGGAAAAAAAAUGAGAGCGAAAACAGGAUCAGGCUGCUCACCUGGGAAAACAACCAAUCAAAAGAGACAGGGGGCGUUUCAAGGGAAACAGAUAAAGCCGGUAUUACAGGUGACAUCUUGACAUAAACCAAGGGCAAACAGACAAGAGAGGGGUGGAGAACAGGGGCCUACAACUUGGAAGUUUAGAGACCAUCGUUUGGAUCGUCUCACAUUCAAAUACCUGCAAAGGACUGAACAAGAAAAGCUCUUUCAGGGGCUGAAAAAAUCUUCACAAAAAGGGUUUGGUAUCAAAAGGAAGGACAACCAAAGCCAAGGGUUUCAGAAGAGACACUGAGAGGUGAGAAGAAAAUGUCUUCAUUUGAGGCCCAGGGCCAGUCUCCUCCUCGAUGUGGCCCGCAGUUCCCCAGCCUCGGCCAGGAGCCCCCUGAGCUCAGCAUGUACAGUGAUUGUUACUACCCUCCUCCCUCACUGCCAAGCCCUCAGCGCACCACUCCGACCUCCUACGACCUGAGCGACUACACCACCUCCUCCCCAAACCCUUACCUCUGGUUCAACGGCUCCGGAAUCAACACACCGCCGUACCUGGCUACCACCGGUCCAUCUGGAAACCCCGGCCCUCCCUUUGUCCCUCAGCACUACGGCAUGCAGAGGUCUUACCUGGGUCCAGCUGGAGCUGGGGGCCCAGGAGGGGAGCUGAGCUGGUUCUCUCUGCCCUCACAAGAAGACCUGAUGAAACUGGUCAGGCCCCCUUACUCCUACUCCGCUCUCAUUGCCAUGGCUAUCCACGGGGCGCCAGACAGGAGACUGACACUGAGUCAGAUUUACCAGUACGUCGCCGACAACUUCCCUUUCUACAACAAGAGUAAAGCGGGCUGGCAGAAUUCCAUCAGACACAACCUGUCGCUCAACGAUUGCUUCAAAAAAGUCCCCAGAGAUGAGGACGAUCCAGGAAAGGGCAACUACUGGACACUUGACCCAAACUGUGAAAAGAUGUUUGACAACGGAAACUUCCGCCGCAAAAGAAAGAGGAAGUCGGAUUCCCUCUCUGGUGGUGACGGCGGCUCAGGGGCUCCAGAGUCAGGUGACAGCGAGAGGGGAAGCCCCAAACACUCUGGAAACCCUGCCCUUAACAUCUCCCCCACACCAGACAGGAUCCCCUCCCCUUCAUCAUCGGGCCCCGCACCGUGUCUGAGCAGCUUCUUGUCUGAGAUGUCUGGAGUGACCUCUGGAGCAGCUAAUGAGGUGGGAGGCGAUGGGUUAAGCCGGCCACUGCAGAUUAACCUUCCUUUAGAUGGGCCACAUAGACCCACACAGCCUGGAAGCUUUAGUAGCUACUCCCCCAACUCAGCUGGCCCAGAGUGGGUACCACAAGUGCCAGCUCCCCCUGUGCUCUCCUCUUCACCCACCAGCUCUUCCUUAGGGUACACUAGCCCUAUCCUCAGCCAGUACAGUGGGUCCAGUGGGCAUUUCUACCCUGCACUGGGCUCGACAGGGAUCAUCUAUCAUCGCGAGGGCACAGAGGUUUAAUGAGACCUGGGGGAUGGGGGGUUGAAAUGUACCUGUCUGGUUACUUUUGUUUUUAGAGAGGUUGUGUCGUGAAAGACAAUACACACACGCACACACAAACACACAGAGCAUGUUUGCGCUGACUGAGACAGCUGAGAUCACUAUAGCGUGUGACAGCAGAGUAAAAAGGCUUUGAUUCCCACAGGAACAGCUGAGUCAGCCGCAGUGGACUACAACUGUCACUCCCUAAAAGCACAUUCAGCCUCAGUAUCAGAUCCUCAGUCAGCUUUUAUUCUAUCUAAAGCUAGCCUCUAUCAGAUCUGACUCAUUAUUAAAGGAUCAUAGAUUUGAUCUGCUGACAUCAGGACAUUCCACACUGCUAUCUGUGAUUCGUUGAUGGUAUCACACAUACAACGCUCAGACAGCACAUUUAGAGGAGUAGUUAAAUUACAACAGUGUCUACAUAUGUGUAGUCUCUGGCUUUAUAUAGUCAAAAGGUAAAAGGUAGACUGGUUUUACUGCUAAGUUAAAAUAUCUGAUGAACAAACAGUCUUGGAGUUUGAUAUACAAGUGGUAACUGUACUUUGUAAAUAUGUCUAUAUGUUGUGUAAUGUCAUACAUUUAUAUCGUUGGUCUGUUGGUGCGACUUACUGUACAAUAUGGUUUUUCGAUGCAUGGAAUAUGCUGUUUCUGUUGUGUUU